Molecule: messenger RNA, 1512 nt
Organism: Alternaria burnsii
Lineage: Eukaryota; Fungi; Ascomycota; Dothideomycetes; Pleosporales; Pleosporaceae
Exons: 3
Coding region: 1-1512 (503 amino acids)
Biological process (GO): cellular response to amino acid starvation; positive regulation of TORC1 signaling
Cellular component (GO): Seh1-associated complex; nuclear pore outer ring
Molecular function (GO): protein binding; structural molecule activity
Source: RefSeq, a predicted model, not a curated record
AUGGCCGCCAACAACAACGCGGGCGCCCCGGCAAGGACCGAUCAUCUCUUGGACGGUCUGAACGCCGUAAGCACUCACCUUACUUCACCAAACUUCCUUCGACAACUGACUGCGUCCCGUCUGCCGUCGGCUGCGGUGAGCGAUUCGUCGUCCUUGAGCCCCACCAAAGACGAAGCACGGUCGCGUGCACGCAAGCCGGACUUCAACAUCGCCGUCGCGCUCGAAGAUGAAAUCGAGAACGCAGACCUGAUCGCUCCCCUGAUUCAAGAGCCUUGUGCCGACGGUAGCACAGGUAGCAUUGAGCAGCGCGUCGUCGACCACCUAGAGGUGAACUUUGUGGACGCGCAUCGCGUCUACGCCAAGAUGGCUGCAGCGCAGAGCUUCCAGACCUUCUCGCAUGGCCACCAGGACCUCGUACUCGCCGUCGACUUCAAUUACUUCGGCACACGCAUGGUCACGGCAAGUUCAGACCACCGUGCCAAGGUCUGGGACAAGAAGGACGAUUCGUGGACCCUCGUCGAGAGCUGGAAGGCUCACAAUGCUGAGAUCAUCGAUAUCAAGUGGAACGGCCCGUUCAUGGGCGAGGUCGUCGGCAGUAUUGGUGAAGAUGGCCACUGCAAGAUCUGGCAAGAGGAUGCUACUGAGGUAGCCAUAUCUGGCAAUCGCUUCAAGCUGAUCUACAACCUGCAGUCAUUGACCAACGCUCCAUUCAUGUCUUUGGACUUUAAGAACAUCAUGCAGGAGACUUGGCUCGCGCUCAUCACCCGCGACGGCUACCUCACUGUGUAUGAGCCUCAAGACCAGAGUAACCUCCAUGAGUGGACUAUCCUGGCAGAGCGCUGGGUCUCCGAGAACAAUCCCCCAGAGCGUCAAGAUGAAGUGGGCUUCAAGGUCGUUUUUCACAAGGAAAAGCUGCCCUGCUGGACCGCCAUCACCGCUGGCCUCGAUCGCAAGUCGCUAUCCCUCGCUGUUGCCGCUAUGAAGGACGUCCUCGUCUUCCGCACUGACAAGGCCAAGCGCUUCUUCCAGGUUGCAAAGCUGGAGGGUGCACGCCAGAUCAUUCGAGACUUGGCUUGGGCUAACGGCUCUAUGCGGGGCUACGACAUCUUGGCCACAGCUAGCAAAGACGGAGCUAUUCGCAUCUAUGAGCUUCGCACGCAGACCGAUGAUAAGAACGCUCCGCCUGGGACUGCAUCGUCAUCGGCUCCGCUGUCAGUAUCUCCGCGAGGUCAUCGACAGAACGCACCGUCUGGAAUAGGAGCUGGACUGGCCGGAGCUUCGAAGGCUCCCGAUGCGUCUCUCGAAAACGAGCAGUAUCCUGGUCGCAUCAAGCAGAAGUCAGAGAUGACAGAUGAGCUGACCAACCAUCACGGAGCAGUUUGGCGUGUCACAUUCUCACAGAUGGGUGAUCUUCUCGUUACUACUGGAGACGAUGCCAGCAUUCGCACCUGGAAGAAGGCCGCUGACGGCCACUGGCAGGAAUACGCCCAGAUUGAGACCGUUGAAGACUAG